GAGCUGUCAGGAGCCGCACAUGGAUCGCGACUCGGCUGCGCUACCGCUCCAGUCGCGCAGUUGUGCUGAACCUGAGUGAGAGCUGCAACUGGGGGGGGGGUUCGCCAGCUGAUUGAUCGGCUCGAAUUGCGGGGCAUUUGCAAAGGGGUUUGCAUUUAACACAGAAACCUGAGAAUUAUACUUCAUUUUUAUAUAUAUAUACAUAUAUAUAUAAAUAUAUUUUCGUAUCAACGCGGAGUUUGUUUUUUUUGGGGGGGAGGGAGAAGGUAAUGAUGGCUAGACCGCUCACUAUAAAUCCAACUUUUCUACCUCCAACCCACGGAGUGCUUAAAUCUUUACUGGAGAACCCACUGAAGUUGCCGCUGCACCACGAAGAAGGUUUUGGGAAGGAAAAAGAGAAAGAGAAGAAGCUUGAUGAUGAUGGGACAGGCACCAGUGUGCCUCAGUCAGCCUUUUUGGGUCCAACACUGUGGGACAAGACGCUGCCUUACGAUGGAGACACCUUUCAGUUGGAAUACAUGGACCUUGAGGAGUUUCUUUCAGAAAAUGGUAUUCCUUCCAGCCCUGCCCAACGUGACCAAAAUCAGCACCAGCAAGCCCCUCUGCAGCCAACUCCUGCCCCAGCAACACCCUCUGUCAUGGACCUCAGCAGCCGUGCAUCUACUUCAGUUCACCCUCCAAUGGUGUCUCAGAACUGCAUGAACAGUCCUGUCCGAUCAGUAUUGUCAUCCUCCCGCAACACUCCAAGCCCCAUUGACCCAGAUUCCAUUCAGGUUCCAGUGAGCUACGAGCCGGACCCAGCUGAUCUAGCUCUUUCAAGCAUCCCAGGGCAAGAGAUUUUUGACCCCCGCAAACGCAAAUUCUCUGAGGAGGAGCUGAAACCGCAGCCCAUGAUCAAAAAAGCACGCAAGGUCUUCAUUCCCGAUGAUAUGAAGCAGGAUGACAAAUACUGGGCAAGGCGCAGAAAGAACAACAUGGCUGCCAAGAGGUCCCGCGAUGCACGACGGCUCAAGGAGAACCAGAUCGCCAUCCGUGCUGGCUUCCUGGAGAAGGAGAACACGGCAUUGCGUCAAGAAGUGGCAGACCUACGGAAAGAGCUGGGUCGCUGCAAGAACAUCCUGGCAAAGUACGAAGCCAGGCACGGACCCCUGUAGAUGGGGAGGGGUGGGCGGGCACUGCACAAGUGUGAUGGACAAUGUGUCUCCCGUUCAGUAGCACCACCCCCAAAAGAAACCAUUAUUGAUAUUAUUUUAGUUUACUUUUUGUUUUUGUUUCCUGUUGUCGGCACUUUACCAGAGCAGAGAAAAAAAAAAGAAAAAACAAACCACGUUAACUGACGUCCAUUUUGAUGUGUUUUAUCACCACCUAUUUAACCUGAGGCCCCUCUGUCUAGGCCGGGGAAGGAAGUUCCUUUCUCUCCCAUACUCUCUUGUUUCUUUCCCCACCUGAACAGAUAAUAACUCUGCUGCUUUAUUAUUAAUAUUAUUGAGAUUUUGUUUCUGUUUUCUUUUUUAUCGCUGCUGCAUUUCGCUGAUCGCUCAUGGUUUUAACCCUUUCCUUGUAUCCUGUUAUUGUUUCUUGUUUAAAAGUAUGUGACUUUCUUUUUGUGUGUUUUGUGCACAGGACGUACACUUUGUUUCUGUAACAGCGAGACAAAAACUAGUUUUUAUUAUUAUUUUUUUAUCCUUUCUGUGUGAUAUCUUUUUUUUUUUGUUUGUUUUUAUUUUAAAGUGUUAUAAGUUAACACUAGCUGAGUAAUAACAUCGUCAUAUGUGCUUCUUUUUUUUAUAAAAGUGGAUGGCUCGGCCACUUCUGUCAUUCCGGCAGGAGUGCCACUAGUACUGGAAGCAAUAACCUGCCAGCGUGCGGUGGCGUGCUGCUCGCAGGCCUUUUAACGUGCUGUGCUGGCACACUUCCGUCUCCUUGACGGGACCCACGCACUAGGAAGACAGACCAGAAGCAUAUUGCUCUCCGGUGCAGUACCGGUGCAACACAACAUCUCAAUACGAUUUGCAGCGGAAAUCUGGCUUUCUUGUUUUGUUUUUUUCCCAAUUAAAUUGAAGAUUUCUUAAUAUCCAUUUUUUAUUGUCACUUAUAAUAAUAAUUCUUCUGUAUUAUUCCUUUUACUAUGGCAUGGUUCACAUUUUUUUUGCCAUUCAGUGAGUUCCUUCUCGUGUUUCUGAGCAUGAUUAAUUAGAAGACAAACUGCUUGUUCUUUUUUUUAUUAUUAUUUUGUUUGUUCCUUUUGUUUUUGUUUGUUUGCUCCUACCCCAUUUUUCUCCUGAAACCUAGCAGUUUUUGUUACUCUUUUUUGGGUGGGUGUGAGAUGAAUGUAAAAGAUUUUUACUUCUAAGUGGGCUGGUGUUGUCCUAUACUGUGGUCAAUCCAAUCAGUUUGUUAAUGUUAUUAAUCUUCAGACCAAAAGAAAAGAAAGAGAGAGAGAUUUUAAAGAGUUUAAUGUUUAUACAAAGCAAUUCUUUAUGGCAUUUUGUACAGUAUUUUUCCAAUACAAAUACUGACAGUGUAUUUUAAAACAAAAGGCAAAAUAUAUAUUGCUCAAAGAAUAGGAAUGCUAUUUAACUGUUUAGAUAUAUAAUAUAUAAUCAGAACUAUUGUACAGAAAGGGUGCAGUUAGCUUGGCGGUACUGCAGUCUAGUAUGCCAGUCACAGGCCUCGAUGCGUCUGCCUGACUUGAAAUUCGUUUUCUUUGUUUCUCCAUUUAUUUAGCUGUCUUUUGAGGUGAGCCAGAUGUAGCGUCCAGGACAACAAAAGCAUUGCACACACUGGCGAGACCUGCAGGAGCCAAGAGGGCGCACAUCCUGCCAUACAAGCCUGCCAAUGUGCGCCAGGGAGCUUUGGCGAGCGGCGUAUACAAAAGUGUGCACAAGAAGGCCUUUGCAAGUGGGGGAGCCUUUCAGGUGUCCCGCUUGCUGCUUUUCUUUGGCCUCUUUCCACUUGGCAUUCUGCUUUAAGCCUCGGGCCGCGUCGUAUUUUUAAUGGGACAUCUUGGUCACCGUCAAGGCACUUCAUAUCAUGGAUUGAUUGUUCUUGGUUCACAAAUGUAACUUUUUUGCUUGCCAAAAAAAAAAAAAAAGCACACAGAUGAAAAAGAUUUGAUCCGGCCCUUCCGUGAUGGCAGGGACAGUAGGUGCCAGCAAAAAAAAAAAACGGAGAAAGAAACUGACAGAGAGGGAUAUCUUUGUCUGCCAUAACUGCUGAAAGACAGCUGAAUGCAAAAAAACAAAAACUCCCGUGUAUGUGAGGGUCCGGACCUGCCCCUCACAGCUGCAUGCAUUGUGACAAUCGUUAAAAUGAUCACUUUUCUCAUACUGGUGUGGAAAUAGUUUUGUUGCCGAGGACCUGCAAUCUCAGGAUCUUUUUUAUGUGCUUUGUAUUCAGAGAGGAUCUGUUUUUAUUUAUUAGUAAAUUAAACCAGACUCCUGCAAAAUCACAAAAAAUAAUGAGGAAUUGAAGCCGCAGACUGCUUAAGAGCACAGGGCCCAAAUAGUUAAAGAGCAUUCAUGCAGUUUAAGAACUGUGUGUGUAGCUCGCUCUGCUCACGUUCCGCUUUAUUUUCAUUUUUAGGAACUCGCCCACCAGCAGUGGCACACAUGAAACGGUAAAUCUGCAUGUCACUGAGGAAUGUCAUGGACUCAUGACUCGCCCCAGUGCAUAUCGAGGCGCUUUUAUGUCACAGUUUGUUCUGCACUUUACAUUUGAGUCUCUUUGGGGGUAAAGGACCGUUUGGGUGGCCUGCGUGACUCUUUUGUCAUCCGUGUGCCAUGGUAAUGUGUGACAGGCACAGUGGGAAGGGAGGAUCCACUCUUUGUUCUUGUACUGGUUUUUGGAGUUUGGAAGUGGCGUAAAUCGAUCCUGAAAUUCUUCCUGUCCCUUGCCAUAUCUAUGCAGGACAGCAAAUGCUCCUAAGUGACAAUGAAGACACGCAGGGUCAAACCAGAAUGGCUUGUCAUUGCUCCUCUUUUUAUACAGCACUACCUCAUAUAAAGGAAAAAAAUAAUUCUAUUCUGAGUCUUUUCAAGUGCCUUUAACAAACUGACUGUUACUCAGUCACAGAAUAACUUGGCAGUUUUCUCAUCAUUGCAACUCGAGUCUUUACAGACGGCAUGGAGAGACUCAGAACUGCACUCAAGGGCUGUCCAGUCCAUCGAUGUCAGCUUUCAGUGAACCAAAUACCAAUACUUAUAUGGCAACACCACUAGACUGCAUUGAGCAUUAGAAAUGGGAGCCGAACGUCAGGGAGUGGAUGCACAUGUACUGUUCAGCCCAGAUCCUCGUUAUGUCUGUAAUUCUUAGUGUUUAAUAAAAUCUUUACAAUUUC
This is a messenger RNA of Erpetoichthys calabaricus (reedfish), 4339 nucleotides long. RefSeq names its product HLF transcription factor, PAR bZIP family member b (gene hlfb). Gene Ontology annotation, molecular function: DNA-binding transcription factor activity, RNA polymerase II-specific; RNA polymerase II cis-regulatory region sequence-specific DNA binding. Gene Ontology annotation, biological process: regulation of transcription by RNA polymerase II. Lineage: Eukaryota; Metazoa; Chordata; Cladistia; Polypteriformes; Polypteridae. Gene Ontology annotation, cellular component: nucleus. Bases 270 to 1154 code for a protein of 294 amino acids. The record is from RefSeq and is a predicted model, not a curated record. The transcript is spliced from 4 exons.